AUGCACAACUCACCCGCAUCCCAUGUCCGAGUGGCUGUCACUCAGGCCGAGCCUGUCUGGCUCGAUCUAGAUGCCACUGUCGAGAAAACAUGUGCUUUGAUCAAAGCCGCCGCUGCGAAUGGCGCUCAACUGGUGACUUUCCCCGAAUGCUGGAUCCCGGGGUACCCAGCUUGGAUAUGGUCGCGCCCAGUCGAUAUGCGCCUCGUGACCAUGUACAUGCAAAACUCCUUGAAGGUCGAUUCCCCCCAGAUGCUUCGCAUUCGGGAAUGUGCCGCGGCGAACAAUAUCAUCGUGUCUAUCGGAUUCUCUGAAAAUACUCAUUAUUCCCUAUACAUCUCACAGGCUACCAUCGGAUCUGAUGGCAAGAUCCUGAUGCUACGAAAGAAGAUUAAGGCAACCCAUAUGGAACGAACCAUCUUUGGCGAUGCGCUAAAUGAGUGUCUCAACAGUGUGGUUGAUACACCUAUUGGUCGACUCGGUGCUUUGUCGUGCUGGGAGCAUGCUCAACCGCUGCUCAAGUAUCACACCUAUCUGCAGCGCGAGCAGAUUCAUGUUGCCGCAUGGCCACCGCUUUUUGAAACGAGCAAAGAUGACGAAUCUUUGUUCUCCAUGUCUCGUGAGGGCACCGACGCUCUCGCAAGCACAUACGCCAUGGAAUCCCAGUCCUUCGUGCUCCACACCACCGCCGUGCUAACACAGUCCGCAAUUGACAAAAUGGAAACAAGCACCGGCUUAAUCAUGAAUUCGCCCGGCGGUGGCUUUUCAGCGAUCUUUGGUCCUGAUGGCCGCCGACUCUCGGAACCCAUCCCGAGUACAGAGGAAGGAAUCGUUUACGCUAAUAUAAAUCUGGACGAUAUACUUAAGUCUAGGGCAUUCCUGGAUGUUUGUGGGCAUUAUAGUAGGCCUGAUUUGCUUUGGUUGGGGGUUGAUUCUACGGCCAAGUCGCAUGCGAGGGAUCAUCAGGCGGCGGCGUUGAAUUUGGGGCCUUCCAAACAGACUGAGAAGUCGGAGAAUGAAGCAAAGGAGAAGGCAGGGUAG
Molecule: messenger RNA, 1038 nt
Organism: Talaromyces amestolkiae
Lineage: Eukaryota; Fungi; Ascomycota; Eurotiomycetes; Eurotiales; Trichocomaceae
Exons: 3
Coding region: 1-1038 (345 amino acids)
Molecular function (GO): catalytic activity
Source: RefSeq, a predicted model, not a curated record